AUGCCCAUCCAGGUGCUUCUCAGUGGGAGGAAACUACCUCUGAAGAAGAUCAGGAUACAGAUGAUACAGAAUGGUGAGUAUGUGCUUUUUGUGAUUUUGUGCUUCAUCAAGAUAAAAGCAAUAAGACCUCGAGAACAUCUAAUCGAGGAGUGCGACGCGAGACGCCGGAGCUUCCCGCACCGCUCGCCCCUCGGUAACAUCAGCGGAGACGCCAGAAUAACUCCUGAAGGAAGGAGUGAAGCUGGAGCAGCUGCCACCUAUAGUAAGAUCCCACAAAAACAAAAUGACGUCUCCGUGCAGAAAAAAGACAAAGGAGUGACGGGCCUGCGUAACCUAGGAAAUACUUGUUAUAUGAACGCAGUUCUACAAUGUCUGAGCAGCACCAUCCCGCUUGUAGAAUAUUUCUUCUCCUGGAAGUUUGAGAAGUUUAUUGUUGGAGAGAAAAAAGAACUAGUGACUGUGUUUGCUAAACUAAUGGCGGACAUGUGGUUUGGGAAAGAACAGAGCGUGUCGCCAGAAGACUUCUUGUCUGUGAUGUCUAAUGUACAUCCACCUUUUGGGAAACAUUCUCAACAAGAUGCUCAGGAAUUAUUGAUUUACACCCUGAAUGCAUUACAUGAAGACCUAGCAAAUAAUGUUAAGAAAACUCCUUCAGACAUUGCAGGAAGCAGCAGUAGAGGAAGCAUUGCCUCCGAAUCUCUCAUCACCUGCUUAUUACAGGGAGUCCUCAGGCAUACCACAGCUUGCUUGGAAUGCGGAAACACAAGUCACAAAGAUGAUGUUUUUACUGUACUGUCCCUUCCUAUAGCCUCUGGAAAUGAAACCUCUGUCCAGGAAUGUCUUGAAUGCUUCUUUCAACAAGCAAUGCUGACCAGGACAGAUAAAAUAUUCUGUCCCUUUUGUAAAAUUAAGCAAGACGCUUCAGUCAAAGCUCAGAUAUGGAAACUUCCUAAGAUUUUAAUACUCCAUUUAAAGAGAUUUGAAUAUAAAGGCCGUCUGAAAAGAAAGCUGAAGACAAAUGUAGAUUUCUCUCUGAACAAUUUGGAUCUGUCUCCGUUUCUCUCAACAUUUAAUGUAAAACAACAGAAGUACAAGUUAUAUGCUGUGGUGAAUCAUUUUGGAGAUCUAGAUUUUGGCCACUACACCGCAUUUUGCAAGCAUCCUGGAACCAAAGAGUGGAAUGCCUUCGAUGACAAUAGGACUUUCCAUAUUUCAGACUCUAUGGUACAAACAUCAUCAGCUUACAUACUGUUUUACACUAGCCAAACCUUCAGCUUCCCGAAGAAGACAUCCUCCUGCACUACAUGCUGA
Molecule: messenger RNA, 1311 nt
Organism: Bufo bufo (common toad)
Lineage: Eukaryota; Metazoa; Chordata; Amphibia; Anura; Bufonidae
Gene: USP50
Product: ubiquitin specific peptidase 50
Exons: 8
Coding region: 1-1311 (436 amino acids)
Biological process (GO): endosome organization; Ras protein signal transduction; protein K63-linked deubiquitination
Cellular component (GO): postsynaptic density; extrinsic component of endosome membrane; dendritic spine
Molecular function (GO): cysteine-type deubiquitinase activity
Source: RefSeq, a predicted model, not a curated record